Molecule: messenger RNA, 372 nt
Organism: Parnassius apollo (apollo)
Lineage: Eukaryota; Metazoa; Arthropoda; Insecta; Lepidoptera; Papilionidae
Source: the annotation of a GenBank genome assembly
UUGUUGGUGUUGACCGGGAUACUUUGGGGUUGUACCAAUCCCUUUAUCCGCCAGGGUACAAAAGGUUUGCGUUCGGUCCAAGCGGGAACAAGGCUUGGUCAGGCUUACGCCGAAAUUGUUUUUCUUUUGAGUAACUGGCGGUACGUGGUGCCUUUUCUGGUGAACCAAUGCGGGUCCCUAGUAUACCUGAUGGCUGUACAACGCGCGCCCCUGUCGCUGGCUGUGCCAGCUUCAAACAGUUUAGCCUUCGCCUUCACUGCAAUCACAGGCUCGGCUAUUGGUGCCGAGGAACCCUUGGACUAUGGUUCAAUCCUAGGCAUAGUGUUCAUAGUGAUCGGAACUGCGUUAUGCUGUUGGGACAAAAGUUACUGA